UCUUGAACAUUUAUCUUUGAACAUUUAUCCCAUGAAUUAGAAAUUAAAUAGGAAUGAAAUUCGAAGUAAACUGACGUAUACAUUGCCAGCAUGAUAGAAAUCACGGCAAAACUCGUUCGAGGUCCUGUGUAUUUUUCUGGAGAGAUUGUAGAAUGUUUGGUGACGUUUACUAAUCCUCCGAACCCAAAUCAUCAAAUAUCACAAAGUCAUAGUGAUCUAUUCGAGAGUCUUGCAUGGGCAAGUGCACAAGUCCAUUGCCAGUGUACAACGAAUAGUAAAAUGGUACUUUUAGAGAAAAUAAAUACUACAGCUCGUUCAGUAGCAAUUAACGCAAAUACUACCUUUGCACCAUGGCAACAGGAUAAUGGACAUGUAGUGCUGAAUACAAAACCAAAAAUUUUAUGUUGUGAUUUAAGACUGUCACCUGGAGAAAGUAAGACUUAUAUUUAUCGUGAAACAAUACCAAGUAACGCUCCACCUUCAUACAGAGGACAAGCUGUAAAAUAUUCUUAUAAGAUUACAAUUGGAACACAAAGAGUGAAUACAGUUAUAAAACUUUUACGAGUACCAUUCAGAGUACUUUCUUUAAGCGAAUUACCAGAGAUAACAGCAUGCAACGAUAGUGUGGAUCUGAGUCCAAACAAUCCGUUUAUGGAAACGCAACAUAGGGAAACCCCACUAGAUAUUGCUUUACAAACAUUGCAGAAUUUAACAGCCAGACGCAGUCCAAACUUUUACAACGUGACAAACGGCCGUGGACGCGUAGUGCGAUUCUGCCUCUUUAAGAAUUCCUACAAACUUGGUGAAGAUAUUGUUGGAACCUUCGACUUUUCGAAUGCGACUGUAUCUUGCGUUCAGGUGUCAGUGUCUCUACAGUCGGAGGAGCACGUGUCAGAGGAAUACAAACGGGGGAAGAGCGCAACGCCGACAUUGAUCAGCUACAACAAGCAUCAUGAGAUGUGUCUCGGUCUCAAGUAUUCACACCUGGUGCUACCAAUACCUUUGCACGUUACGCCAGACUUUACUACCGAUUUGGUGACACUGAAGUGGCGGUUGCAUUUUGAGUUCGUCACAACGUCGAAACUGAUGGACAUGCCUAAUGAGAAUACCAUAAGUUGGCACGGACCAUCAACUCUGGAUGUCGAAACGAUGAUUUGGGAUCUUCCAUUGCAUAUUCAUCCGACUACUACUCCACCGAACAUGCCACAACAGACGAAAUACAACACUGUCAUAUAGGUACCAUACAUAGCAAAUAUAUGCGUAUAUUCAUUAAACAUCAAUUAAUAUUAACAAUAAUAUAACAUUAAUGUUAUAAUUUCAACAAUG
Cyphomyrmex costatus is the source of this 1326-nucleotide messenger RNA. Its product is annotated as RAB6A-GEF complex partner protein 2. The record is from RefSeq and is a predicted model, not a curated record. The transcript has 7 exons. The coding region runs from base 91 to 1236 and encodes 381 amino acids. Lineage: Eukaryota; Metazoa; Arthropoda; Insecta; Hymenoptera; Formicidae.